AUGGCUUGCAAAACGAUAUUGCGUUCCGUUUUCGCCGGCGCAAGUAGAUGCUUCUUUGUCCCUCCUUCUCCGUCGUCAGUUCCGGUCCAUGGUUUGUUCCGGGCGCCAAAGAGUCUUGGUUUCAGUGGUUUUGCGUCUGUUCCCGACCGGCUCCCUCGCCUCAGUUGCAGCCAUCACGAUCAAUCCGAUCAAGGCCCGCCUCAAGAAGCUGUUCUCAAGGCUAUUUCAGAAGUGUCAAAGACUGAUGGGAGGGUUGGGAAAACUACUAAUGUGAUUAUCGGAGGAACUGUGGCUGAUGAUUCUACUAAGGAGUGGCUCGAACUUGACCAAAAGGUCAAUACAUACCCCACAGAUAGAGGUUUUACCGCAAUCGGGACUGGGGGCGAUGACUUUGUGCAUGCUAUGGUUGUUGCUGUUGAAUCUGUUAUUCAAAGACAAAUUCCAGAGGAUUGUGUAAAGCAGACAUUAUCAAGGAAAGGCAAAUAUGUUUCGGUGAAUAUUGGCCCUAUCCGAGUUGUCUCUAGCGAACAGGUUCAAGCUGUGUAUAACGCAAUGAGGAGGGACGAAAGAAUGAAAUACUUCUUGGUUGGAGUUGGUUCUACGAUUAAUGCCCAGAAAGUUGUGGCUUCUUUCACAAGAGAGGGCCCAGAGUUGAGAAAAAGAAAAGCCGAAUGA
This is a messenger RNA of Arabis nemorensis, 675 nucleotides long. The record is from the annotation of a GenBank genome assembly. Lineage: Eukaryota; Viridiplantae; Streptophyta; Magnoliopsida; Brassicales; Brassicaceae.